Colletotrichum scovillei is the source of this 3022-nucleotide messenger RNA. RefSeq names its product nucleotide-sugar transporter. The transcript has 5 exons. NCBI's taxonomy places the organism in Eukaryota, Fungi, Ascomycota, Sordariomycetes, Glomerellales, Glomerellaceae. Gene Ontology annotation, cellular component: Golgi membrane. Gene Ontology annotation, molecular function: UDP-galactose transmembrane transporter activity. The record is from RefSeq and is a predicted model, not a curated record. Gene Ontology annotation, biological process: pyrimidine nucleotide-sugar transmembrane transport. The coding region runs from base 1145 to 2575 and encodes 476 amino acids.
CUCCUCUCCCUCUUUCCUGCAUCUUGCACUUGCCUUGGCAUUUGUAUUUUGCACCUUCCCUUCCCUUUGCACCUGCAGAAAUCUGGAAGGAGAGACCGAAAAGAUUAGAGACGAGAGACGAGAGACGAGAGACGGCAGAGACCAGACCAAGGGGUACGUACCCUUGUCGUCCUUUCCUUUUCCCCUUCCCCCUUCCUCCCCUUCUCGUCCUGCUCCUUCCUGCCCACUGCCCACUGCCCAGUCACUCCGCGCAGUCUUCAGGUCCGUACAUGGUAGUAAGGUAACUCCACUACGACACCUGCCUGCUCUGCACUUGCUGUUGCACUUGCGACUUCCAGGUUGAGGUGAGGUGCUCUUGCGGCUUGCCUGCCCUGUUGCCCCAGCUGCUUUGGAAGGAAACCCCCUUGCUCCUGCCCGCCCUUGCUCUUCCCUUACGUCAGGGGCCGCCUCACCCAGUCAGGUAAGGAAGGGACCUGCGUACCUGCGUCACGGACAGCGCAUCCCAAGCAGAGGAAACACACAGUCGCAGUCACGCAGAUUUGCACUUGCACUUGCUCUUGCUUGGACGGGGGCUAGAAACGUCCCAUCCUGGGGCAUUGAGAAACGCGACACACUUUCCAACCCUCUUCCACGGCUUCAAUGCAACCCUUCUCUUCUGCUUUUCCAUCCUUCCCCUUCUCUUCCUCUCCUGCUACCUGUCUACAUCUUUUCACCAUCCGGCAGCUUGACAUUGCCAAUCACCACUACUUGCUGCCACGCGAUCCAUACAACCCACCGUAUUACCUGCCCGCCGCCGCUCUGACAUUGUUCCAGACCCCUCCAGAUCAUCAUCUGUACCCCGAUUCGCUGUCUUGACGCAACCUACUACCAAGUACACUACCAUCCUACGACGAGACGGGAAGAAAAAAAAUAGGGUCAAAAAAAGGGAGAGCUUCAGCUUAGCUCCCACACCACCCACUUUGCUCCCCCCCUUUAAUCGCGACGAAUUAUCGGCGGUUCAAAAAUACCCGACGAAACAGGACCCUCAAAACUUCGAGAAGAACAACACACAUCGCACGAAUUUAACAUCUGCCUACUCAUCUUAGCACCGCCAAUUGCUAUUUCCCACGUUUUGACGACCUCAUCUCCUUUCGCAUCAGCCACAAUGGCUCUCCUCGACGCUGCCGCGCCGCCGGCGGGGGGCCCGACACUUUUCGGCAUGUCCAUGAAGCAACUUUCCCUCAUCACGCUCACUUUUCAAAACUCGGCACUGAUUCUGAUCAUGCAUUACUCCCGCAUCAUGCCUCCCGUGGGCGAUCACCGAUACUUCACAUCCACCGCAGUCUUCCUCAAUGAGGUGAUCAAGCUGUCCAUUUGCUUGACCUGCUCCAUUGCAGAGGUUUCGCGCACAUUAGCACCGUCCACGCCGGCCACCGUCAUCUUCGAGCAGAUCUUCAACUCCGUGUUCUCGGGCGAUGGGUGGAAGCUCGCAAUCCCAGCAACACUAUACACGCUGCAAAACACACUGCAAUACGUCGCAGUCGGAAACCUGGAUGCCGUUCACUUCCAAGUACUAUACCAGCUCAAGAUUCUCACGACCGCCGUCUUCUCCGUUACAAUGCUUCGCCGCGCGCUUGGUAUGAAGCGCUGGAUCUCUUUGAUCAUCUUGACCUUGGGCGUAUCCAUUGUCUCACUUCCCCAACCUUCGUCCGCAAGCCAUGCCGAAUCGACGUCGGCCAGUAUCCUCCUGCACGACACCACAGACCAUUUCUUUCCUCGCUCCGUGCACGAGCUUGGUCAAGCUGCCGAGGGUGCGGCGGAGGUGGCCCGUGAGCUCACCAAGCGCGCCGCGGACGGUCUCGCGGGCGUCGGCGGAGAAAUCGUGAAGCGGUCGGCCUCGUAUCAGGGUAUCCAAGAGGACCAAGACCCGUCACCGCUCAUGAACUACUCGAUUGGAUUGACCGCCGUGCUCGUCGCCGCCGUCGCCUCGGGUCUUGCUGGAGUCUACUUUGAGAAGAUGCUCAAGGACUCGGGAACCCAUGCCUCUGUGUGGACGCGCAACAUCCAGCUGUCGUUUUACUCUCUGUUCCCUGCUCUGGCAGGCGUUAUCUUGAUUGAUGCGGAGGACAUUGCCAAGCAUGGUUUCUUUGAUGGCUACAACUGGGUCGUAUGGACCGCAAUCGUAUUCCAAGCUGUCGGCGGCGUGCUUGCGUCGUUGUGCAUUAACUACGCCGACAACAUUGCAAAGAACUUUGCUGCAAGUAUCAGUAUCGUUAUCAGCUUUCUAUUCAGCGUUUGGUUCUUUAACUUUGAAGUCAACUUCUCCUUUAUUCUCGGUACCACUCUGGUUCUUGCCGCGACGUAUAUCUACAGCAUUCCCGAUCGCAAGGGCCGCCCGCCACCGAUUACGAUUGCAAGCUACGAGAAGGCAAUGGUUGACCCGGCGUACACGCCAGCCGUCACCGAUGAAACCAAGCUUAAUCUUGACCCGCUCGAUGCGGUCCGCAGCAUGGGACUUUCGACGUCUAGGCCAUCGUCGCCUAUGCUGCACCACCACCGAGCGCCAUCAGCUAGGGGCAAGAACCGCGACGACUAAUUUGCAUCACAUCGUCGCUUCAAUGACGUCAUUUCGAAAUGUUGUAACGUAAACUCGUUGACCGGAGUCGAGAUGGGGGAUCGGCUGGGGAGUACCAUGACGAGCAACAAAAGGCAGGGUAAUAAAAAGGAUUGGAAGGGGGGGCUCGUUUUUUGUGCACCUUUUUUUUUUGUCUUCUCUCGGGUGGCAUGCUCCGGAAUAUUUGGACAUCCAGUCCUGGAAUAGAGUCCGGCUUGCAUGUGAGCAAACCACCCACAUACCACACAGUAUCAUCAACAGCGAUACCCGGCCAGACCGCAAGGUUCAGGCAACGGUGCAUUGUAUAUCUGAGGCCCCUCUUAGGGAGCCGAGAGCGCGAGUGUUCAUAUUGCAGAGACUAGCAGCUGCAUGCUGCGGACGAGCGGUACAGCGCUAGCCGCUCGGAGAAUAAGAGAUUCACAUCGUUAC